Molecule: messenger RNA, 3000 nt
Organism: Cladophialophora carrionii CBS 160.54
Lineage: Eukaryota; Fungi; Ascomycota; Eurotiomycetes; Chaetothyriales; Herpotrichiellaceae
Exons: 6
Coding region: 1-3000 (999 amino acids)
Biological process (GO): protein phosphorylation
Molecular function (GO): protein kinase activity; ATP binding
Source: RefSeq, a predicted model, not a curated record
AUGACCUCCGUGGCGCCUGGGCCCGAUCCUCUUGACGAAUUCAAGCAGGAGCUGGAAAAAUGGAAGGUCACGGCCGUCUGCAAGAGGCAAUACAUACAAGUGCAGAAGCUGAAGCGCUGGAUGAUGGAGGGUCAGCCGACAAAUGUUGAUCGACUGCUCUUCGCCUGCGGCGGCAGGAAAAAGAGCUUCUCUCUCGUGUCAAACAAAAUCACAGAGGGGCCUAGGAAGUGCCUGCUCGUCUUCGGCAUUCUCCUCGAGCUCGAUUCCGGUGCUUUGAUCGAAGCUUUGCGAUCCAACGAGGUCAACGACAAUAGAUUGCCCGUUCCUCUCGCGGUUCUCGAGAGACACACUGUCUUUAGACAAUACCCGGAGCUCCUGAGACGUUUCGAAAAGGCGCAAUGGAAAUAUUGUCCUCUGGCAUUCGAGCUGAACGAGCCGCAAAGUCUCACCGCUGACCAUAUUGUUCCCAUUUGCUUCAAGCAACAGAUCAGUGAAGGUGGAACAGCUCGCAUUUACGAGAUCACUGUGCAAGAAGAGUUCGUCACCGAAACGCUCGCAAAGGCAGUACCGCGCUCGCGAUUCGACGACCCGGACUAUGGGCCUUGUCACAUAUUUGCUUUGAAGACUUACAAAGAUGGCAAUGAAGGGUUGUACGAGAACGAGCGAAACGCCUUCCGAGGACUGAGCAAGAACAAAGGUAUGAUCAAGUGUCUGUUUGAUUACUCCCAAGUCGGAGCACGGCCGUCCGUCAACGAGUCCGCGAAUGAAACUUUCCAUCUCGUGCUGGAACUUGGGGAGCUCGAUCUCGACCAAUACUUUCACUUCUACCUACCUCCAGUCCUGGUGGAAGAACAGUUUCAUUUUUGGUCGCAUGUCUUCUUCGUGGCGGAUGCAAUCCGAGACAUCCACGCUUUCUAUCAUGUGGGAAACCUUGGUCCGGAGAAGUAUUUCGGAUGGCACAACGACAUAAAGCCUCAGAAUAUCCUCUACGUCCAGGGCGAGUUCAAGUUGGCUGAUCCUGGCUUCGCCCGCUUUGAAAAGCAGGAUCUCGAAAGCAAGGACGCCACGGACUAUAUGGGAGGAACAAGCACCUUUGGUGCGCCCGAAUGCUAUAUCCUCGAACACCAGAAACGGCGAGGGAAGCGAUCGUCUCUGAUUCCACGCUCCAAUGAUAUCUGGUCGCUUGGGUGUGUCCUUUCCAUUGCAGCAACAUGGUCCGUGUAUGGUACCAGCGGGCUUGAACAAUUCGCCGAGUUACGACGGCAAGCAAUCAAGCACGUCAUCGACGACAGGGCCUUUUCUGAGCAGCCAGAGAUCUCGCUUGAGCCAGGUGAUUUCUUCCACGACGGCCAGAAGGUCCUUGAAGCUGUUCGUCACUGGCACAGCUUCUUGCGACAAGGGCUGCGAAAGAGUGAUAAAAUCACGGAGAAGGUUCUUGACCUGAUCGAAAACGCCAUGCUUGUUUCCGAGCCCGCCCACCGCAUAUCUGCCCAAAAGCUAUGCGACGAGCUGCACAUGAUCAAGAAGAAUGCUGCUGGCUUGGCAGUCGAUGCUGUGGUUGCGGACUGCGUCAGAGACGCCAUACAAAACACUCAAGUCCGUUGGGAAAAGAGUCUCGUCGAAGCCUCCCAGUCUCGGGCCAGAGAGAGCAAGGCGUCAGUGGAUAACCGCCCCGGUGUCGUGCUUCGAGCCCAGGCUCCACUAGCUGCUCGGGGUGUUACCUCACAACUCAUGCAAACACGACUUAGUCACCAGAGCAAGGCGGUUGGUCACACUUCGCAGUCGUUCAUCAUUACGUCGCGAGGCUUGAUGCCAGGUACAGCGAACGAUGCACGUCUUGCCGCCCGCGCCGCAUCGCCUCGUCGUUCCUCCGCAGCAGGGUACCUCGACGUCGUCGAGGAAGAAGAGCAACACAGUCAAUCUCACGAGGAUGUCUCGACUACGCCGUCGUCUGUGCUGCUCACUCCUCCACAACGUGGGUUUACAACAUCAUCAAUGAGAUCGCGAUCAUCGACGUUCAGCACCAUGAUUGCUUCGAAGUUGCGGCGGAAGGAAACGCCAAGGGGAGAUCCUGAGCUGCGACAUUAUUUCGAAGACCGUGACAUUUUGUUCCUUGUUGACAAUGGCGCAAGCAUGGCUGAACACUGGGAGCAUGUCAAGAUCAAACUCGGCCAGCUUGUUAAAUAUGCUGGAAACAUUGACAAGGACGGCAUGGAGCUGAAGUUUACAGUCAGCAGCACCAAAUUCAAAGCAACCAAUAAAGUUCUUUCCUUCGAGAAAGAGCUGGAUAACGAAAAGCACACUCCCGGGCAGAGAGCCGAGACCAACAUGAGUGUUGUGCUGGGCAGCAUUCUGAGCAAGUACCUUGAGACAGUCGCGCCAUCGAAGAAAUCCAUGCCUCGCAAAAUGACCAUCAUCGUGUUGACAGACGGAAAAUGGAAGGACAUGAAAAACAGCCUGGCCGUCGACGAUAAGAUUGUGGAGUUCAGCGAACAUCUCAGGAAACUUCGGCCAAACACCUUGGAGGAGGACGAAAGACGUCUCAGCAUCCAAUUUGUCCAGUUCGGCAAUGACGCGCAAGCUACACACAGACUGAGGCGCUUGGACGAUCAUUUGCAGUUCCGUGGCGUUCCAGAUAUCGUUGACCACAAACGGGCUGACGCCGAGCCAUUUGACAUCCUUGCUGGAAGCGUGUCCCCAGCGGCCGAUGGAUUUGCCGCAGACGAAGUCAGCCCGGAGAUGAGCACAUCACCGGAGGGGAUGGAAGUUUACGGCGAGGCGGGCGAUUCCUCCUUGGGUAGCCCUCGAAGGCAUUCGAGAAGCACGGGCGACAGAUUUCAGAUGCCAAGACAACCGUCGGCGUUGGAAUUGCCUGUCUGUGUUGAACAGUCGCGGCCGAAACCGCAGAGGAAUCCCCGGUCCUCAGAAUCAAGGCGCUCACACAACAGCCAGGAUCCAGCUCGCCCUCCACCUCCUGCAUUUGGCUUCAUCGGGCACUAA